CCCCAGAUUCUGAUGGCCUUUACCAUCGGUCUCAUGGAGAAUGUCUACAAGAAGGUCGCUGUCUGGCUCAACGAAUUCGAGAACUAUAGACUGGAGGAGAGCUACCAGAACCACCUGAUGUGAAACUGGCGUUGUUUCAGUUCGUAAAUUCCUUCGCCUCAUUAUUCUACAUUGCCUUCUAUCUGCAAGACAUGGAGCGGCUAAAGAAGCAACUUGGAACCCUUCUGAUCAUCCGGCAAGUGGUGGGUAAUAUCAAGGAAUCUCUAAUCCCAUUCCUGAAAGGCCAAAUGAAACUGGCCCAAAUGAGCUUCGCCAUGUUCGGCGCCGUCUCGCCGUCUAUGGAGGAGAAGCCGAAGCUCGACGCCAGCCCAGCGCCUGAAGAUGGCAGCACUUCGCCCCGCUCCGACGCCGGACGCCAGGCAAGAAACAUCAGCCAAGCUGAAAUUGAGUCGGCAAUGCCGCAGUACGACGGCACGUUUGAGGACUACCUGGAGAUGUUCAUCCAGUUCGGCUACGUCAUCCUGUUCUCGUCGGCCUUCCCGCUGGCCGCCUUCUGCGCCCUGCUCAACAACGUGAUUGAGAUUCGCAGCGACGCCUUCAAGCUAUGCGCCAUCUUCCAGCGGCCGUUCGGCCAGAGGGCGCGCAACAUCGGCACGUGGCAGGACGCCAUGGAGGUGAUGGGCGUGGUGGGCGUGAUCGUCAACUGCGCGCUGAUCGGCAUGUCGGGCCCCGUGCACCGGCUCUUCCCCGACAUCUCCACCACGCAGACUGUGCUGCUGGUCAUCGUGCUGGAGCACGCGCUGCUGCUGCUGAAGCUGCUGGUGGCCUACGCCAUCCCGGACACGCCGGCUUGGCUGCAGGCCGAGAUCGCCAAGAUCGAGUUCAACAGACGCGAGGUCCACAAGCGCUCGCUGUCGUUCGGGUCCAGCUUCUCGUCGGUGGACUCGAGUCCGCAGCACCGCGGGUCGUGGGCGGCGGAGCAGGCGGACGCCGGCUGCCGCGUCGCGGCGGCGGCGGCGGCGCGGCCCGAGCUGUCGCGGCGACUGACGGAAGAGGUGGAGGAGACGCCGCCGCAGCCGGCUAUGGGCGAGUUGAGUGUGCUGGACCCGGACCAGCUGGUGCUGCUGUCCGACAUCCAGAACAACGACCCGCAGGCCUGA
Molecule: messenger RNA, 1160 nt
Organism: Pollicipes pollicipes
Lineage: Eukaryota; Metazoa; Arthropoda; Thecostraca; Pollicipedomorpha; Pollicipedidae
Product: anoctamin-8-like
Exons: 10
Coding region: 192-1160 (322 amino acids)
Biological process (GO): chloride transmembrane transport
Cellular component (GO): plasma membrane
Molecular function (GO): chloride channel activity
Source: RefSeq, a predicted model, not a curated record